GGAAUACGUUUGAUGUGUGAUAAUAAGAAAGAAAUAUAAAAAUAAAAAAAAAUAUUUUUUUAUUAAUAGAAUUUAAAAGUUACCAAAUUGCAUAAAUUUUUUUUUCGAAGAAAAUAAAUUAUAGUUUAAGUUUAUUAUGUUUUUUUUAUGCCUAUAAUAUUUAUAAUUAAAUGGUCAAUAUAGCAUUGUGCCAAACGUAUUUAGCAACGAAUUAAUCGUUAUACCUAUAAUAUUAGUUUGAUAUUAAAAUUAUCCAAAUGUGGAAAUGAAGUCAAUUGUGUUCUAAUUUAAUUAUAGUUAAAUUAAGUUAAAUUGAUAUAACAAUUUUAAACAAAAAAAAAAAAAAUUAUUUAUUAAUUUAGCUAAAAAGAAAAUACGAAAUUUUCUUUGUUAUUUUGUGUGUUAAAAUGUGGUACAAUAAUAUUUAUUAUGUUUUAAUUCUACUGUGCAAUUUUUUGGGUCCAACUUUUCAAUAUAAUUUAGAUCUUGAAAGUUAUAAUCAGCAUUAUGGAAAUUCAGGUUCUAUGUUUGGAUUUAGUGUUGUGCUUCAUAGAUAUUUUAAUAAAAAUUGGGUUAUAGUUGGUGCACCGAAAACUCAUCAUUCUUUUAAUUUGACAGGAGUUGAACGACCUGGUGCUGUAUAUAGAUGUGAUUUACAAGAAACAAAUCGUUGUAUUUUAAUUCCAUUUGACUCAAAAGGAAAUCAAUAUAAUGAUCGAAAUGAAAAAGUUGAUACAAAAUCCGAUCAGUGGCUUGGAGCAACAAUUUCAAGUGGUGGAGAAAAUGGUCCAGUUGUUGCUUGUGCUCCAAGAUAUGUUUUCCAUACAAUGCAACCAUCUAAGGUAGAAAGAAUAGAACCAGUUGGAACCUGCUUUACUGCAACAAAAAAUUUCACAGUUUUUACGGAAUAUUCACCUUGCCGGACAAAUUUUUGGGGAUACCAUCGUCAGGGCUCGUGUCAAGCUGGAUUUAGUGCAGCGAUUUCCAAGAGUGGUAAUAGAUUAUUCAUUGGUGCUCCAGGCAGCUGGUAUUGGCAGGGACAAGUUUAUUCAAUUCACACUGAUGCAACAUUCCCAUACAAGCCACCACCUUACCAAGAUUUUGGGGCAGGAGGUCAAACUUAUUCCUUCGAUGUUAUGGAUCGUAGAACAAUUGUUUAUGCAACAAGAGAAAGUUAUUCGAGCGAUGAUGAUUCGUAUUUAGGAUAUUCUAUGGUAGCAGGUGAUUUUGAUAAUGAUGGAGAAGAAGAUGUAGCAGUUGGUAUGCCUAGAGGAGCAGAACUCUUAGGAAAGAUAGCAAUUUAUAAAUGGAAUAUGGCAAAUACAUUGAAUAUAACGGGAAAACAAAUUGGUGCAUAUUUUGGUUAUGCAUUAUGUACUGCCGAUGUUGAUGGCGAUAAAUUAGAUGAUUUAAUAAUCGGAGCGCCAAUGUACGCAGAACCAAACAAUGAAGGAAAAUAUGAUGUGGGACGUGUCUAUAUAAUGCUACAAAAACAAAAUAAUAAAUUUCAAAUUGUGCAUCAUCGUGAUGGUCUCAAAAGUCGAAGUAGAUUUGGAACUGCUGUAACAAAUUUAGGUGACAUAAAUCAAGAUGGUUUUGGGGACUUUGCUGUUGGUGCACCAUAUGAUGGUAAUCACGGCAGAGGUGCGGUGUAUGUAUUUCAUGGUUCAAGAGAUGGUCCCUUAAAAAAACACUCGCAAGUUAUAUAUGCAGAAGAUAUUUUGACUUCUAACUAUCCCAGAACUUUUGGAUUUUCUUUAGCUGGAGGACUAGAUAUGGAUGGCAAUUUGUAUCCGGAUCUAGCUGUUGGGGCUUAUGAUUCUGAUACCGUUUUUGUUUUUAAAGCUCGUCCCGUGGCUGUGGUUGAAGCUUCUACUCAAUUUCAUUUACCAAACAAAUUGAUUAAUCUUGAACAUAAAGCUUGUGUUUCACGAAGAGAUGGAAAAAAAUUAGCUUGCACGGAAAUUGAAUCUUGCUGGAGAUAUGACGGCGUAAAUUUACCACCAGCUUUAGAUUUCGAUGUUUCUUGGUUACUUGAUGCUAAAAAUUUAAAGAAUCCUAGAAUGUUUUUCAUUGAGAACGAAGGCAAAAACUUACAAAAUUCUACAAUACGAUUGGAAUAUGGUAAAAAGCUGUGCCGCAGACAAAUGAUUUAUGUUAUUGAAAAUAUUCGUGAUAAAUUAACUCCCUUGGAAGUUGAAAUGCGAUAUCAGUUAUACAGCAAUAGAGUAAAACCAUCCAUUCGUGAAAGAAGAAGCAUUUUGACGCCAGUGAUUGACCAAAAUCGUGAAAUUAUCCAGCGAGAUUCAAUAAAUAUUCAGAAAAAUUGUGGACCAGAUAAUAUUUGUUAUCCAGACUUACAUUUAACCGUUAAAACAAUUGAUAAAUUCUUAUUAGGUUCAAAUGUACCGUUAGAAGUUGAAAUAUUAAUUACAAAUGGAGGGGAAGACGCGUUUGAAACUAGUUUUUAUAUGACUGUUCCGAAUGAUCUUAAUUUUAGAAAACUUCAAGAAAUUUCUACUGAAACACCAAUUUCAUGCACAACGCUUAAAGACAUUGCAAAUUAUACAUUAAAAUGUGACAUAGGAAACCCUUUCACGUCAGGAAAAGUGGCGAAUUUUAAAGUUAUUAUGAUGCCUUCUGAAAAAGCACAAAUGACACCAUCGUACAACUUUUACAUAGAAGCAAAUUCAACAAAUCCUGAAAGAGAAGGAUCACAAUUUGAUAAUGUGAUCAAAAAAAGUAUUAAUGUUUGGGUUAAAACUGAUGUAGUAAUUGAAGGUACUUCUAAUCCUGAUUUGGCACACUAUUCAGCCUCUAAAUACAAAUCUUUGGAAAAUGCUACAUCAGAAAAUGAUUUAGGUCCGCAUUUAGUACAUAUUUAUAAUUUAAGAAACAAUGGACCUUCAGCUUUUGAAGAAGCCAUUUUAUAUAUUCAUUGGCCACAUCAAACAUUGGCCGGCAAAACCUUGAUGUACGUAAUGAAUAAACCUGAAACUAGUGGAAAUAUAGUCUGCGAUCCAUUCCCGUUUAUUAACGUGAGAGAGUUGGAGUAUGAUAUUUCUUUAUCUUCAAAAAGUUAUCUACAUUCGACUGGUGCUAUUGAGACCAGUUCAAGCUCUAGUAGCGGUGGAAUUCGUGUGCAACAAUCGUACGGUUCAGUUUCGAGUCAUGGUGCUCAAUCAACUAAUAGGAUAUUAACAGAGGAGCAAAAACGAAAGUUUGCUGAAGAAGAAAAAACGGAAUCAACCGGUGAUGCUUCCUUAGUUCACAGCCAAAGAGCUGAAGAAACGUCUAAUAGAAAAGAUGAUAAAGGCUAUUCAACUUAUCACACAACCUCAUGGCGUUCCGAAGUAGGUCCUGAUGGAAAACCAGUUGUGAUAACAACUGUUAGAAAUAAGACUUUUGUAUCCGAUGACCAAGGAAAAACACGUGUUUUUGAACAUACUACAGAAUUUUAUAACAAUUUAAAUUAUGACCGUCCAAUGUCGCGAUACACGUCGCAUUCCUCUAAGGAUCAGGAAUUUGUUGCGCCAAUAAAUUAUGAACUAUCUCCAUCAACAGCAUCACAUCAUGGGACAAGAUUUAAUUUCAAUGUAGUUGAAAAAAAUGAACUUGACACCAGUGAUCCAGUAUUUCAUAAUGAUGGAGCAAGAAGUAGUCAAGGAUUUGUUAGGACACAUGAAGUUCAUGGAUCUGGCCAUCCUUAUGUCACACAUGAAUCGUAUAAUUCUGCAAUAUCAAGAAGACCCUCAGCUCAAAAUUUUGAAAGUUAUAAUUAUAACGAAGAUAAUCGUCGGUCCAAAAGACAAGUUUUAAUUGAUAACAACGAAACCAUCGAGUUAUGUAGAACAGUUAAAUGUGCCACAUUUCGAUGUGUUGUCAAUAAUUUAGGAAAAGAUGAUGGUGUUUGGAUUGCUAUCCGAGCAAGAUUAGUUGCGGAAACUUUAAAAGAUUUAGCAGAGAAUGUUCCAAUAAAUAUUUCUACUUUAGCAAUAGCUCAAAUAACAAAAUUACCAUAUAUUGGUAGACCAGGUGAAAACAUAAUUAAAAGCCAUGAAAUAUUUUUCAAGGCUAUUCCUGAACCAAUUCCACCAAUAGAUACAGUUCCUUUAUGGGUAGUUGUAUUAUCUGCCUGUGCUGGAGCAAUUAUAUUGUUACUUCUUGUUUUUCUUCUGUAUAAAUGUGGCUUUUUCAAAAGAAACCGUCCUGUUAGUAAUCAUCAAGAAAGACAACCGUUGAAUUCAAGAAAUGGAUAUCAUGGCGAUGAACAUCUUUGAGAUAAACUAUCUAGAUUUUGAGCCAUAUUGCAAAACAACCUAAGUCUUUAACGUUAUUCUAGACUAUAAACGAAUUUCAUUUUUUUUUUUAAAUUGAGUUCAUAUUCAUUACAAAAACAAAAAAAUAAUAAAAAAAAAAAAACAAAAUACAAAAAAUUGCAAACGUGGCAUCAAAAACUGAAUAUAACAGAUUAUCAAGUUUAAUAAUUUUAAAAUAAUUUUUUUAAAACAAAUAUAUUAAAAUACAAUACUUUUUAAAAUACACUUAAUCAUAGAGUUUGAUAAAGAGUAAAAUGAUAAAAGAGAAUUACUUAAUUUUUAUUAUACAUAUUUUAUUGUAUAAUCUUGUUGUUGUGAACUGAUUUAUUAUAUAAAUGUUAUUAUUUUUGAACUAUGGAACUGAGUGUGUUCGGGAAAUUUAAAUAUGAAUUUUCACUUUAUAAUUGCAAAUUCCUCAAGCAUUGGUAAUCUGUUAUAUUUAAUGUUUUUGAUUGAACUUAACUAUACCGCCGUGCAUUAAAAAAAAAUUUUUUUUUUUAGUUUUAAUUAUUACUUUUAUCAUUUUGUUUUUCUUUUUUAAUAACUAAUUUUCAAAAUCCCCUGUUAAACAUAACUUGAAUAUCUUAGCUAGUCAAAUGAAAAAUUAAUGCCAAUAGAAAUUUUGGUAUAAUAAUGUUUACUCACUUUUAAUAAUUAAGUUCUUCUCAUUAAUUAAAUUAUUUGCAAUUUUUGACUGUAGAUUUUUUUUUUUUGUAAUUUUAUAAUACUAGUUUUUUUUUUUAAUAAUAACUAAAACAUUUAAACCUAGUUUAAUUAAAAUUGAAGUAAAAUAAAAUUAUUAACUGUUUUUAGUUUAAAUCUAAAAAUUGAUGUUAUAUCAAAAGUGAAAUUUAUUCAGAAGUAAGAUCAACAUGAGUUAAAAUUAAAUCAACAGACACAAUAAUAUGUACAUAUAUGAGUCUUAAAUAAAUUUGUAAAAGAGAAGAAAAUGUUAACUAUUCCUUAGCGACUACUUAUAUUAUUCUAUAAAUUCAAAAAUUUAUUAAUCAAUUUAAAAAAUUAUUUGAAAAUAGUUAAUAACAGCAGACUCAGAGUCAAUGUGCCAUAAUUUAAAUAAAUUAAAAAAAAAAUAAUAUAAAAUCUUAAUAUUUUUAUUCUGCUUCUUCAUCUAUCUGGUAUAGAGAAUAAUAUAGAGAAAACUGAAAAAAAGGUUAAUUCAAAAUAGUUUCACGAAAUUUUAAUACCUUUUUGCUAUUGAAAAAGGUUUUGAUAUUUUUAAUAAAAUUGGGUAUUGUAACAAGAAAAAAUUCAUUUUUCUCCAAAUAAAAAAAACAAUAAUAACUUUUUAAUUAAAAUAGUUUUUAAAUUUAAAUAAAAAUUUUUAAUCAGCUGAAUUUUUAAUAUUAUUUUUAAAAUACACUACAGAUAUGUGUUUUAUCUAGUUUAAUUUUAAUAUUUCAUUUUGAACCUCCAGAUUUUAAAAUUGUUAUAGUUCCUAAGUUUCUUAAUAUCAAUAGUGUUCUAAUAGUAUAUACUGAAGGAAAAUUAAAAUUGAAAUAUAAACUAUUUGUCAUUCUAUAUAAGUAAGUUUUUUUUUUUUCAUAAAUCCAAAACUGAAAAAUCUAUAUUUAAAAUGCAUACAAGUUUUCAUCUUUCAAUUUUUUUAAAUACUUGUAGAAUACAUUUAACUCAUAGUUGACAUUAAAAUAAUUUUUGUUCAUAAACAAUAAAAUUAAAUUAAGUAGUAAAAGAAAAUAAAGUUAAAAUAUAAUUUAGUAAAAUUUUUUUCGAUUAAAUUUCACAUUGGUAACAACAAUUUAAUUCUUGUAAGUAAAUUUAUAUAUAGUUUGAUAAAUCUAUAAUGUACAUAUAAGUAUUUACUUAAUAUAUAAAUUUAAUUAUAUACAUAUAUACAUACAUAUAUAUGUAUAUAAAAAUAUUAUCAUGUACUUGUAUAAAUAUACAUAUGUUAGAAAGAAGAAGUGCAUACGGGCGUUUCGAUCAAAUUGAAGAAAAUUGCAUUUGACUUUUUUGUUAACUUAACCAUCUUCUUUUUAUUGUUAAAAUUUUGAAUUAAUCCAAAAGUAAUUUUUUUUUUUUUCAAACAUGUUAAGAUUAUCGAAUAUACUAUAUAAUAUGAAAAAGAAAAAUAUUAUUAAUUGAAUGUUUAUAUGUAUAAAUAAGAAAAUAUGAUGUUAAAAUGAAAAAGUUCAAAUAGAACUACGAAUUUUUUACAAAAAAGAAUAAAAAUCAAAUAUGUAGUUUAAAACGAAAAUAAAUUUAACUUAAGUGUUGCAAAAACAAAACGUUAACCAAAAAUUCUUCAGCUAUACGCAAUAUAACGAAAACUAUCAAAGAACUUAAAUAGAAUCUCAAUAGUAACGCCACCUCUACGAAAUGUAAAGAGAUAUUGUGUACAUAAAUAAACAAUGCGUGCAACUAUUUAAAACAUUUUAAAAUGUAUACAUUUAUCUAUUAUUGUAUUUACAGUAUGUAUAUACAUAUAUAUGUAUAACGUAUAGAUAUAUAUACAUAUAUAUACAUGUAUAUACAUAUAUAAAUACAUACUAUUAAACAUUUGGUUUUAUUUUUUAUAAUAAUGUUGUACUUAUAAUAAGUUUAAUAAAUAAAAAAUGUAACAAAUUUAAA
Molecule: messenger RNA, 6929 nt
Organism: Condylostylus longicornis
Lineage: Eukaryota; Metazoa; Arthropoda; Insecta; Diptera; Dolichopodidae
Gene: if
Product: integrin alpha-PS2
Exons: 14
Coding region: 408-4280 (1290 amino acids)
Biological process (GO): cell-cell adhesion; cell adhesion mediated by integrin; cell-matrix adhesion
Cellular component (GO): integrin complex; external side of plasma membrane
Molecular function (GO): integrin binding
Source: RefSeq, a predicted model, not a curated record